AUGAUGUCAUUUAGCUCCGUCUCUCUGGCGGCGCUCCUGUUCGCCUGCGGACUGGGACCCGUGGAAGUGUCUGGCGCAAGCCUCCGCGCGCGAGAUGCGGUCCCUGCAGGCUUCGUUGCUGCUCCCUACUACCCUACUCCGCACGGAGGGUGGGAUGCCAGCUGGGCGGCUAGCUACCAGAAGGCGAAGAAGCUGGUCGAGCAGAUGACUCUGGCCGAGAAGGUCAACAUCACGUCUGGAACUGGCCUAUGGAUGGGAAACACGGGCAGCGCGCCGCGCCUGGGCUUCCCACAGCUGUGUCUCCAGGACUCGGCGCUCGGCGUCCGGUCCACGGACCAUGUCACCGCCUUCCCGGCCGGCAUCACCACCGGUGCCACGUGGGACAAGGACCUCAUGUACGCCAGGGCUGUCGCGAUCGGCCAGGAGUUCAGGGGCAAGGGCGCCAACAUCUACCUGGGCCCGACCGUCGGGCCCCUGGGGCGCAAGCCGCGCGGCGGCCGCAACUGGGAGGGCUUCGGCGCGGACCCCGUCCUCCAGGCCGUGGGGGGCGCGCUGACCAUCAAGGGCGUCCAGGAGCAGGGCGUCAUCGCCACGCUGAAGCACCUCGUCGGCAACGAGCAGGAGAUGUUCCGCAUGUACAACGUCAUCCAGCCCGGGACCAGCGCAAAUAUCGAUGAUCGGACAUUGCAUGAACUCUAUCUCUGGCCCUUCGCUGAAGGUGUCCGCGCCGGUGUCGGUUCGAUUAUGUGUUCCUACAACGCUGUCAACGGGUCAGCAGCAUGCCAGAACAGCUACCUCCAGAAUGGCGUCCUGAAGGACGAGCUCGGCUUCCAGGGCUUCGUUAUGAGUGAUUGGCUGGCUCAGAUUUCAGGUGUCCCUGCCGCCCUGGCCGGCCUUGACAUGAGCAUGCCCGGAGACACCAUGAUCCCCCUUUUCGGGACCAGCUACUGGAUGUACGAGCUCACUCGGUCGGUGCUCAACGGGUCCGUGCCGGUAGACCGCCUCGACGACAUGACCACCCGCAUCGUGGCCGCCUGGUAUCAGCUGGGCCAGGACAAGGACUUUGGCCCGCCCAACUUCUCGGCCAACACCGACAAGGAGUCUGGGCCUCUGUACCCCGCCGCGCUCUUCUCUCCGUCCGGCGUGGUGAACCACUUCGUCGACGUCCGCGGCAACCACGCCGAGGUCGCACGGCAGGUCGCCCAGGACGCCAUCACCCUCCUCAAGAACGACGGCGACAUCCUGCCCUUCUCAAAGUCGCAGACGCUCAGCGUCUUUGGGACCGACGCCGCCGUCAACCCGGACGGGCCCAACGCCUGCGGCGACCGGGCGUGCAACAAGGGAACCCUGGGCAUGGGCUGGGGCUCGGGGACGGCCAACUACGCCACCUUUGACGACCCCAUCGGCGCCCUCCGCAGGCGCACCAACGUGACCUUCUACAACACCGACUCCUUCCCCAACGUCCCCGAGCCCGGCGCGGACGACGUGGCCGUGGUCUUCCUCUCGUCCGACUCGGGCGAGAACCAGUACACGGUCGAGGGCAACAACGGCGACAGGAACUCGGCCGGCCUCAAGGCGUGGCACAACGGCGACGAGCUCGUCAAGCGGGCGGCGGCGAGGUACAAGAACGUCGUCGUCGUCGUGCACACCGUCGGGCCCCUCGUGCUGGAGCCGUGGGUCGGCCUCCCUUCCGUCAAGGCCGUGCUGUUCGCGCACCUGCCCGGCCAGGAGGCCGGCGAGUCCCUGGCCAGCGUGCUGUUCGGCGACGUCUCGCCCAGCGGCCACCUGCCCUACAGCAUCCCCGUCAAGGAGGAUGACUACCCGGACAGCCUCGGCAUCCGGGGCUUCGCCUUCGGCCAGCCGCAGGACACCUUCUCCGAGGGCCUGUACAUCGACUACCGCUGGCUCAACAGGCAGGGCACCAAGCCGCGCUACGCCUUCGGCCACGGCCUGAGCUACACGGCCUUCAACCUGUCCCGCCCCGCCAUCAGGCAGGUCAGCAAGCUCGCCGGCGCCGCGCCCCCGCCCGCCUCGGGCGCAGACAAGUCCACGGCGCCGGUCUACGACGCGGCCAUCCCGCCCGCCGCCGAGGCCUACGAGCCCGGCGCCCCCUUCGACAAGAUCUGGCGGUACCUGUACUCGUGGCUGCCCAAGAACCAGGCCGACGACGCCGCCCGCGACGCCGCCAGCGGCAAGAAGUACCCCUACCCGGCCGGCUACAGCGGCGCGCAGCGGACCGAGGUCCCCGCCGCCGGCGGCGCCCAGGGCGGCAACCCCGCCCUGUGGGACGUGGCGUACGAGGUCACGGCGACGGUGACCAACGCCGGGGACAAGCACGCCGGGAAGGCGGUGGUCCAGGCGUACGUGCAGUUCCCCGAGGGGACGGGGUACGACACGCCCGUCGUGCAGCUGCGCGACUUUGCCAAGACGGCGGCGCUCAAGGCCGGAGGGGGCAGUGCGGAGGUCAAGCUGCAGCUGACGAGGAAGGAUCUCAGCGUGUGGGACGUCGUGUCGCAGAACUGGGUCGUGCCUGAUUUGCAGGGGAGGUACAAGAUCUGGAUCGGCGAGAGCAGCGAUGCCUUGUUCACGGCUUGCUAUACCGACACGCUGAAGUGUGAGAGUGGGCUGGCGAGUCCCGUCUAG
Molecule: messenger RNA, 2643 nt
Organism: Thyridium curvatum
Lineage: Eukaryota; Fungi; Ascomycota; Sordariomycetes; Thyridiales; Thyridiaceae
Exons: 5
Coding region: 1-2643 (880 amino acids)
Biological process (GO): glucan catabolic process
Molecular function (GO): beta-glucosidase activity
Source: RefSeq, a predicted model, not a curated record